AUGAAGCCAGUUCUACAGAUCUUCCCCACGCUGCUGCUGCUCCUGGGCCUGGGGCUGGGACAUCAGAUGGCUCCAGCAAUCCUAAAGGCCAGUCAGGAGCUAGCGGAUCAGCUUUCAGACAGUGACUCAUGGGAAGAGGCAGCUGAAGAUAUGGAUGUCACUAAAGCCAUGGAACCCCAGGAGGCUGGUGAGAAUGGCAUGCUGUUGUGGGAUUCCUUGGAGUUGUCAUUGGCAGAGGCUUUUCUCAGAGAAAAGGAAAUGAUGGGUAAGGAGGAAGCAGUGGCUAAGGAACUUGUCCAUGCCAAAGAUAUGUCCUACUUGAGGCAGGUCCAGUUUAACAAGCACUGCAAUGGCAUGAUGGCCCAGAAAGCCAGGCAGCCGAACAGCGUCUGUAAGGCAAAGCACUCCUUUAUCCAUGAAAACCUACACAAAGUCAAAGCUAUCUGUACCACCCCAAGCAUUCCUUGCAAGGAAAGGGGGCACGAAUGUCACCAGAGCAGUGAACCUUUGAAAUCAACCAUCUGCCAGCUAACUGGGGACAUAGUAUUCCCCAGUAAAGAUCACUACCAAAGUAGUGCUCUGACUGUGAUGAUCACCAUUGCCUGUGAUCUGAAGGAUCCUGAGAGCCUUCGUUAUUAA
This is a messenger RNA of Trichosurus vulpecula (common brushtail), 639 nucleotides long. RefSeq names its product inactive ribonuclease-like protein 10. Gene Ontology annotation, molecular function: nucleic acid binding. Lineage: Eukaryota; Metazoa; Chordata; Mammalia; Diprotodontia; Phalangeridae. The coding region runs from base 1 to 639 and encodes 212 amino acids. The transcript has a single exon. The record is from RefSeq and is a predicted model, not a curated record.